Physella acuta is the source of this 2925-nucleotide messenger RNA. RefSeq lists its product as uncharacterized. NCBI's taxonomy places the organism in Eukaryota, Metazoa, Mollusca, Gastropoda, Physidae. The record is from RefSeq and is a predicted model, not a curated record. Gene Ontology annotation, molecular function: carbohydrate binding.
ACAAGGAUGUGCUAGUCCAAGGACACGUAGAAUUUUAUUUCUGUUGUUUACAUUAGUCACUGUGUUCAGUGGUGUGGUGAUUACAACUCAGAUUGACGUCAUCAUUUUGUGUGUAAAUAUUCAACUUGUCAAGGCUGUGAUCUUUUCGCUGAGGAACAUAUUUGACGAAGCAUGCCUUGUGUAAUUUGACUCGACAUAUUUCUAUUGGAUUACCAAAGAAUGAAACGUGCGACAUCUCCCCUCCCCUCCCUAGUACCAGCAUGACUGGGAUUAGAUCCCGCUAUGAAAUACACUGUGCAUUACGUCACUGUUCUUGUUGGAUGACGUCAACGGCUGUGAGAAUGCCAGAUCAGGACACGGAUUUUAAUUCCUUGGCGGAAAUGUUCGGGCGAUUCGGUGAGGGGUAGACCGUGGGGGGAGGGAGGGGCUGUCGGACCAUGCAGUUGACCUUGAUCCCUGGUGUCGUACAGUACGCUGACGUCACAGGCCUGGCCCUGGUGCUGACAGUUUUCCUGCAAGUCGUCUGCUCGCAUGAGUACUUUGGGUUGAACGCAGGGGCAGUAAUCCGCACCCUGCAGACGCUCCAGGCCUACGCCUGUGACGGUGACGUGCUGGAGGUCAGCUGCCCCUCCAGGACCGUCAUCAGCAUCCAGUACGCCAAGUACGGCCGCUCCGUGCCUAGCUCAGCCAUGUGUGCCGGCCCCACCCUAGAGGCCGGCCUGGUGGACGUGUACGCCGGCAUCGGGAGGGUAGAGAACACCAACUGUAUCGCUGUCAGAUCUCUGGAGGUGAUGCUGGACCUGUGUGAGGAUAGAGCGAGGUGUGCUGUGAGGGCCAGUCCUGAGACCUUCACACAGGACCCGUGUCAGGACACGUCCAAGUACCUGGAGGUCCACUACAAGUGUCGGCCAAAUGAGUUUGAGAGCCAGACAGUCUGUGAGGGUCAGGAAAUGAAGAUCUCCUGCACAAAAGGUGACAAAAUAGCCGUCUACUCCGCCAUGUUUGGACGCAGCCCUAAUGGAAGUGACCAGUGUCCAGCUAACAAACAAGGCUACAUUGAUUGCCAGGACCCCGGAGCAGUGACAGAGGUCCGCAACAAAUGCCAGUCCAAGAAAAUGUGCAGGAUACAAGCCAAUGAAAGCAUCUUCGAUAACCCAUGCACUGUGGGGAUACAAAAGUACCUGACUGUAUCUUAUGCUUGUGUACCAAGGAACAUCCUGAAGGAUGUCCCCAAAAAAUCCACCCCAAAGAAAAAGAAAAAGAAGAAAAAGAAAGACAGGGUGACCAAGGUCACAACCCAGACAUCAGAAACCACAUCAUCACAACCAGCUCAUGACAACAUCUCGGUCUCAUCCUUCCCUAAUGUGUACGAGACCUACGAGCAAACAGUUGUUACCCAGAAUUCCCUGCAAAAAGAUCCUGACGAACACGACAGUGACGUCAAAACAGUUGAAAACACAACUGCCAAAGAUGACAUCCACCCAGCUCCUGUCAUGACAACAGAGCCGGCAGUAGAAGAGGUGUCAGUGGUCAACGAGGGUGGACAAGAAGUGUAUUAUAAAAACACUGAUGACAUCACUACAUCUGAUAUCCUGUCGCAGAAUAUAAAAGAAACUAAAGAGGAAGAGGUUUUUCAUGAUGGGGAUAAAGGGGUUGAUGAAGAUGGUAAAGAAACAGUGGAUGAUGUCAUUAGUCAAGUUAAUAAAGAAACAGGCAGCAGGGAUGUACAGGAUACCAAGGGAGAUCAUUCUAAAUUUGCAAGAGAAGAUAAUCACAAUCUUUCUCUCCCCACAAACUAUGUUUCUGUGCCAACCACUGUAGUUCCUAGUUUAUUAACCAACAAGGUGCAGGGGUCCACAUCAGCCCCAGCAAGUAAACAAGACUUGCCACCUACUUAUGUGACAGAACGCAAUUUGACUGUUCUCUGUGUCAAUUACACAAAGCCAGUGGUCAGGUGGGCGGGGCCAGGGAGGUCAAAAGGUGACAAUUUUAUUGGAUUUCUUAAAGAUUGGUUCAGCAUUUAUCACUACCUCAAAAUUCAUCAAGAGAAAGCAAUUCUGUACUUCACUCUGGGUGUUGCCUUUGGGAUCAUCGUCAUUUUAGUCGUGGUGCUAAUUAAAGUCUGCUGCAACUUCCGUCGCAACAUCCGCGCCAGGCUGGAUGUCUCAGAGCCAACCCACCGUAGCGCUCACAUCAACAACCACAGCUCCUUGGAUGCUCCCAUGCUAGAACAUUCUGAUUCCAUGGACAGAAUAGAGGUGGUUCGCUUCAGUCCCAGGAAUACUUUAAGAAGCUUACGAAGUAAUUCCCACAAUAGAGACUUAGUCAAUUAUUAUGGGUAAUGUUUUAUUUUAUUGCUUAGCUUGCUUGGUAUCUGAAAUAAGGUAUGUUUGAUUCACCUAGGAAUACAUCAAUUUGUCACUGAAGGCUGCUGAUAUACUUCCUUAACUUGGUUUACAUCUGAAAUCUUGCUUUAUUUAAAGAUUUUUGUAAACACGUUAGGUGUGGUCAAUGGAUUGCAACUUCCAUUUUUUUUUUUCUAGAAAGAUUGAGUUCAAAAAUAGAUUGUGAUGUCUAAAUCUAUUGAUCUGCUGCUAUAUAAGAUUUUUUAAAAUUUGUAAACCUUAUCAACUGCCUGGUAUACAAAUAAAAAAUUUAGCGAAAUAUUUAUCACAACAUCUAUGGCAAAAUGCCAGCCAGUAUUAUGUUUUGAGCAACAUUAGAAUUUAAUACCAAGAAAACGAAUAAGAUGUUGCUCCUUAUUUGAACUUACCAAACUCUUUGAUGCUACAGAUCAAGAUUUCUUUGAACUCAGGUCAUUUGAUGGCCACCACAGUAGACACCUGUAAUUAGUGGUAGACCAGGUCCCACAGCUCAAAGCUGACAUAUCUAGCUGACCACAUGUCUAGCUGACCACAUGUCAAG